AAAAGUUAUCAGCUCAUACGCCCUCGAAUACAUAACCUUCAAUUCCCAACUGCUUCCUUCUUACGCCCUGAACCAUCUGAUUUCCAACGCUUAUACGCUGGCUUCACAUCAUCACACUGUCGCUCUUGGCACCUCACUCUCUAUUCGGCUUAUAAUGAACACAAUACCUUGAGUCUAUCCCCUUUUCGGUCGUCCAUGGCACCCGAAACCACUACACACGCGCGGCUCACUAUUCAACACACCAACAGGCUCACGAGCCUGAGAAGAGCUUUGGGUUUCAAGAUCGCGACUUGCUUUGAUUGUAACGAUUUGCCAAUCGGUGUUGUCAGUUACAACGAUAUAAAGUGCGCCUUUGACUCAGACUAGGGUCGGAUCACUUCAAAGCUAUCGCAAUAAUACCAUAUACCAAAGGCAUUGUCAAUUGACAACAUGCAGCGCGACGACAAUCUGCCUCUGAACGAGAUAUACAGCUCACCAGAGGCUCUUCACGAAGAGAUUGAGAAGAUUCUCGACUUAGCACUCUACAAGGUCCCAGAGAACACGCCACUCAGACUUCGUUUCAUUACGCCUGUGUCCUUCGAUAAAUGGCUUGCAGACGACAGCUACAACGAGUACCGGCUCACAAUGCCCGAGGAACAUACCAAUGGCAUGGCGUAUAUUACGGUAUCCUACUGCUGGAAGCAUACACAGUCUAUGAAUGGUCUGUCACCGCUACCGCAUUAUCAUAUAUUAGACGGGUCGAAGGCAGGCGAAUCUACGCCUAUCGGCUGUCCGAACUUGGUUUUCCAUCGUGCAAUGCUCUUUGCUAGAUCUCGCAAAUGUGCGUUCGUUUGGAUUGAUCAAGAAUGCAUCGAUGAGAAAGAUCAUACAGAUAUUCAGGCACAUCUGAAGAUCAUGCAUCGUGUAUACAAAGAGAGCGAGUGGACGGUGGCGCCACUGUCUCGUCCGAUAACGGAUCAUCGUUCUUUAGAACAGCUGAUUACAUACCUUUAUCACGACUAUGAACUCGAGGAUGUUACGAAAGAAGAGACUUCUGAAGACUCUCUAGUAAGUGACGGCUAUGUCAGUACGUUCGAAGAGCGAGUCCAGGAGGCCACCGAACUGCUUAUGUCCAUUACACAAGAUGCUUGGUUCCGCCGAACAUGGACAUUCCAGGAAAAACGAUGCGCCUGGGCGUUAUUUCUACUCAUUCCUAUCGAGGUGUCUUUCAAGAUAUCAGACAAAGUGUGCCUCCAUAUGAUAGGUACAGAUCUCUGUUUCGACACCGCGUACUUCAACGGCUUGUCUCGCAAACACGAGAGGGACAUGGCCCAGCUUGCCCGUGUCAAUAGCGAGGUGAAAUGGACCAUGCUGGAGAGCACUCGAUUCUACGACUAUUUUGCUACUUCCUGGGACUACGCCUCAUCCGGUAACUGGGGCUGUUAUUCAAUAUUCAGGUUUAUCCAGGAUUGCGAUAACCAAGUGGUGGCGGAUCGCGUAGCAAUCUUCGGACACGUAUGUCGAUUUCGGAAUCGACUCGCCUCAGACAUGCUGGAUGGCGCUGGAAAUGGCCUCAGCGCAUGUGUUAUCGCUUUGCUGUUGGGAAACAUCGACGUCACACGCGAUGGACGCCUGGAACUAGUGGGAAAGAUAUGGGGAAAACUCGAAGAGCGCAGCAAGUUCCAAACGGCCGCGCCGAAUAUCGCAGCCUGGAUGAUGGUUUUGCUCAGUGAAUGAUUUCGUUCGGCGCAGGUAUCGUACUCGGCAACUUUGACGGCUGUGUAUCGCUGGAGGUAGGACUAUUUGGCUGUACCUAUCAGUCCAUAGCACUUUUCACACAGUCGAGAACGCUAUGCAUUGCAACACGUAGUAUGCCAGUUUCAAGCACGAGCGAUCUGCUCAAAAGAGGUAUUAGAGUGGUCUUUCCUCUAAACAGUAUGGUAAGACAUGAAUUAAGGCCAG
Molecule: messenger RNA, 1941 nt
Organism: Alternaria rosae
Lineage: Eukaryota; Fungi; Ascomycota; Dothideomycetes; Pleosporales; Pleosporaceae
Product: heterokaryon incompatibility protein-domain-containing protein
Exons: 1
Coding region: 430-1716 (428 amino acids)
Source: RefSeq, a predicted model, not a curated record